GAUUAAAGUCCCUGGUGUAUAUGGGUAGGUGUGUACCCAGUGGAUCACUGAGUACCAUAUAAACUCUUAACGAUUGCUGCCAGGACAUGACACCGGUUCAACUCUGAUACAUGCCAUGGAGUUUAUUUGGAAAUAUUAAAACUAUCUUGGAUGUUUUAAUUGAUUAGGUUUGGAACAAUAACAUCCAUGAGGAUGGGAUCUGAUUAUUAAGAAACAAGUUUCCAGAAGGACCAUGGGAUUCGCCAGACAUCAUCCGUGUCAUGUCCAAAACUUCCAACUCGACCACUCGGAUGGAAGGCACUUUGUCACACUCCAGGGAGGACAUUUGUAUCCUUACCUGGCAUGGACGUCAUUCUGGUCACUUUAUCACCUGGCCUGGAUCAUAGUGGAGAUUUACUGGGCUAGCACAGACGAUCAAAACGACGCCCUCUUCUUCAUAUAUCUCACCAACCUUGGCUACAUCCUAUUGGUCAGUUUCACGUGGCUUGACCUGGCUGCUGUUAUAUACUUUAUCCUUAAAAUAAAGAAAGAUGGCGACCAAUGCUGCAUGCCACUGCUCUGGAAGGUCAACUGGAUACUCUACAACAUGGCGAUGACGAUAGCGAUCAUUGUAGUGGUGGUCUACUGGAUCUUAUUAGCUUCCUCUUUCGGUCCCGGCAGCAUCAACAAACAUCUUAUAAAUGGUGUCAUAGCAUUGUUGUACGUGUCCUUCACCGCCAAGCCGUCCCGCAUCCUUCACUUUUACCAACCUUUAAUAUUCGGUUUUGUGUACACUGUUUUCUCUGUCAUAUACUUCGCUGCGGGAGGUGGUAAUGUUUACGAAGUGUUGGACUGGAGUAAACCAGGAUCAGCUCUCGCCCUUACUCUUCCUUUGGUCUUCAUAGCUGUGCCCCUCGUCCAUCUUGGCAUAUGUGGCAUCUAUUAUGCACGUUUGGAAAUAUGGCGGAGAUGCAGUCAUUCAGCGGACGUAAAUCCCACUGGAGAAUCCGAAACCAACCCCCGAAUGGACAGUGAAAAUGGAAUAGGGAGUACAGGUGGGAAUAGUAACCAGAUAUCUACGAUAUCCAACGAGACCAAGAAAUCCGGUGUCAUAUAAAAAUAUCAUCCCACAUAAAUUACUAACCCAGGUGAAUAUUUAUGGGGAUGGAUUUUUAGGACACCGCCACUGUGUAACCGAUGGUUCUUUUGCUUGUAGGGCUAGUGCAAACCUCGUUUUCCAAUAAACUACGUAAAAGAAGAAAGAACUUUGAUGAUCCUGAUUCUCUGAUUGCCAUAUGAAUGUUUUGUGUUUUGUAAACGUUGAAUUUUAGAAUACAUAUGCCAUACCCGUAACCCCCUGUGUAUCGGUACACCAUUAUUAAACUGUUAAAUGGUUCAUUGUUCAUUACAACUUACCUGAUACCUGGCUGUGUAUAUAUUACCUGAUGGAGACAAUCAACUAUAUAGGUGACGUUAAUGAGACAGUGGUGAUCGCAACUUCACGGAAUACCAGGAAAUCACAUUGUGUUAUUUUAUAUUGUGAUAAACACAACAAUCAUGCUCAAAGAUGCCAAUAGCAUUUCUGUGAUAGAGUAAUGUUACAUGUUGAUGUUAAAUUAUUAGUGGAUUGUUUUCAACGUAUUAAUUGUGUCAUCAAACUACCUCAGUAAGACUUUGAUAAGUGUUGCUUAAAUGAAUCAAUGAAGUUGGUCCGUUAAAAUCACUUAGGAUAUCAUUGGAUAUUGUACAUGUUGGACUUUCAAUAAGAUGGGAUGUCUUAUGUUACAAUAUUGCAUAGCUUGUGAUUAAUGUUGUUAGAGAUCACGUUAUCAGUAUUCAAAAUCUUGUGAUUCAUUUUUCAAAUUGUUAUUAAAAUA
Pecten maximus is the source of this 1856-nucleotide messenger RNA. Its product is annotated as protein rolling stone-like. The record is from RefSeq and is a predicted model, not a curated record. The coding region runs from base 233 to 1096 and encodes 287 amino acids. The transcript has 4 exons. NCBI's taxonomy places the organism in Eukaryota, Metazoa, Mollusca, Bivalvia, Pectinida, Pectinidae. Gene Ontology annotation, cellular component: membrane.